Trypanosoma grayi is the source of this 780-nucleotide messenger RNA. RefSeq lists its product as hypothetical. Gene Ontology annotation, molecular function: calcium channel activity; uniporter activity. The transcript has a single exon. The coding region runs from base 1 to 780 and encodes 259 amino acids. Gene Ontology annotation, cellular component: mitochondrial inner membrane; uniplex complex. Gene Ontology annotation, biological process: calcium import into the mitochondrion; mitochondrial calcium ion homeostasis. The record is from RefSeq and is a predicted model, not a curated record. NCBI's taxonomy places the organism in Eukaryota, Euglenozoa, Kinetoplastea, Trypanosomatida, Trypanosomatidae.
AUGUCUCGGGGAACACUAGCGCCUCAGGUAUCAUGUGCUGGUAUGCGGUUCCUCAAGAAGAGGCUUCAGGUGCGGUGUGCAGCGGAUUGUAGCCACAAGAGUGUAUUCACGAGGGAAGAAUUUAUUGCGUUGUGCACGUCAAAUCCGUAUGUGCCAAUUAGUGAGCGAAUGACCUUGCGCGAGGCGGAGGACUUCCUGCAAACGCUUCAUCGUGCGCGAGAGGUAAUUAUGGUACGUGGCUGUGUAUAUACUAAACCUUCUGAUGUUGUAGAUGCUGUGCAUAUCAAGGCGCAUCUCCCCAAGCUUUUACACGGAACCCACGCAUGUUCUUCACAACAUGUUGGCACACAUAGUGGAAGCGCUGCCACUUGCGCACCAAAGAAUGUAACGUGUCGACGCGAUUUUUGGGCUGCUAUUUCCCUUAUCAGUGGGUCACAAAUGACUCUUUUGGCCUAUCUGACGUUUAUUGUGUAUGAUUGGGACGUAAUGGAGCCUAUCUGCUAUUUUGUGACGACUUUUACAGCGCUAUCCCUAUACGCUUACUCUCUCGUCUUUCGAAGGGAGUGCUCUUUUAAUGCUGUAGACAAUCAAUUGUUUCCCUGGACUGACACGUCUGUUGCCGAAUUGCCUCAUGCCAACGUACAAAUAUGUUCUGACAACUCGGCCUCUUGCAGUGUUGCUAAUGGUGCCGAGCUGUCUUUGGUGGAUGCUGCUGAUUUGCUUCAUAGUCUCGAUGUUACCACCACCACCACCAAAGACGGUGCACUGCAUAGGGGCUGA